This is a messenger RNA of Ctenopharyngodon idella (grass carp), 4679 nucleotides long. It is a transcript of the gene zbbx, whose product is annotated as zinc finger, B-box domain containing. The transcript has 17 exons. Gene Ontology annotation, molecular function: zinc ion binding. The coding region runs from base 773 to 3724 and encodes 983 amino acids. The record is from RefSeq and is a predicted model, not a curated record. Gene Ontology annotation, biological process: cilium movement. NCBI's taxonomy places the organism in Eukaryota, Metazoa, Chordata, Actinopteri, Cypriniformes, Xenocyprididae. Gene Ontology annotation, cellular component: motile cilium.
UAAAAACCUGCGCAAUUUUGAUAAAAUAUUGGUGAAAAAGUAUCUUUUAACUCUGUACAGUAAGUGCAACAACUCUCGCCUUUGUUUUGGAAAGCUUUUAUAAACAUAACGCCUAAACGUUCAGACUAAUGAGAAUAUAUUUAUCAGCUUUCUCUCUUUUAGCUGUUAUUUAUUUAAUCUUAAAUGGUUAACAAGCAGAAAACUAUAAAACGGGAAGGUACUGUGGUAAUACCACGUUGUUUAGACAUGUACCAUGUCGUAUACUCUGACGUAUCUUUGAGUUUCAUAUUAUAUAUUACAGUAUGUCAAAAGUUUACUUUAGGAAAAUGACACUAGAUUUUUUUUUUUUUUUUUUUUUUUUUUGGGCCAUGUACUAUCGUGGUACCCUGGUAGCCUAUUCUUUGACAUAGAGUGCCUUUGAGUACCAUGCAAAUGCUAUGCCAUUUAUGUCAAAUGUUUGCAAUAACAAAAUGGCACUACCAUGGUUUUGGAGUACCAUAAAAAUACCUUGGUAUAUACCUAAAUAAAUAUGCUAAUCAUUCAGUACCAUGACAUGAUACCGUCUCUGCAUCAUGGUACCAUACAAGUGUUUUUUAUUGUGAAGGUUUGCUGCUGUUAUUCAUUUCAUUGGCCUUUUUGUAGGUAAAUUCAGUGAAAUUUGUUCUAUUCUGUGCUGUGUGUUUCUCAGAAUUCUUUUUAUUUUAUUUUUUUUCUCAGGACACUUCAGUGGAAAUUACAGCCUGUGAAGCUUACAGUCUGAUCAGAGAGCACCAUGAAUUUAAACAACUUUGUGGUACUUCCCAGCAAGCCCAAGUCAAUGAAGUUAAAUGUCAGGAAUCUCCGGGAACUGCGUAUGGAAACAGUGCAGUUGGAUCAACGUGCCAAGGAGAUGGAGAGCAGACUGGAGGAGCUCAGACAGCGUAUGAACCAGGAGAAAGAGGAGAGGGAGAAGAUGGGAGCUUCUCACUGGCGUUCUGCACAGGCUCUCGCCCCUGCGUUUCAAAGUGUCAAGACGAACAAGGGGAACGCACCUCACAGACUCUCUCCAGGCAAGAUGAAGAUUAGAGUGCUGAAGGAUGAGUCUGUGCCAGCAGUUCAGAAGCAGGAACCAGCCAGCAAGGCACAUGGCGCUAACAGGAAGCUUAAACUGAGUGGAAAAGUCUGUGGACAGUGUGAAGUUCAACUGGCCGGACUGAUGUGUUCGGAAUGCGGAGAAGAUUAUUGUGUGGGCUGCUUUGUCAGAUUCCACCAGAAGGGGGCACUAAAGCGCCAUCGCAUGGUUCCUGUACAGGCAGAGCUCCAGACCCCUGUCAGCACUCGGGAUGUGUUGGGUCGCCUCCAGCAGCAGGUAAGCAGUGAGGAGAGUCAACUUGCACAAGCUCGUGGUGCAUCUUCCAAAUCCACUGAUGAAAGAGAAGCCACAGAGGAAAGAUCAGCUCCUAGAAACCUUCGGCCCAUGUCUGAUAACCAAACACACCCCACACAGGUGUUGUUUGUGAAUGAUGGUGUUGACGUGGAGGAUGAGGAGACUGGUGAGGAAGAGGACAGCUCUCUGUUGAGAGGACGCUUUGAUGAAGAGCAGUCAGCCAGGUCCUUCCAGGAGGCUCUGAAAGAGUGGAGAGAGAGAGGGCAGAGACCAGUGUCCGUGAUGGAAACACAAACAGAGAAAGGAUCCCAUCAGUUAAUUCAUGUAGAGUUCAAGGAGGACACUCUGAGCUACAUGGAGAAACUCCUCCUGAAAAAACACCGCAGAGGACAAAUUGAAGAAUUUCAGCCCUUGUCUGUCGUCCAAUGCCAGCCAGAGCCACCCACACCUCCACCUGCAGAGACGGAUGAACUGAGCCAACAACUGACAGCAGAGCGGAUGGAGUUGCACAAAUACUUUAACUCUCUCUUCACAAUCGGUCUCGCUGAGGAUGCUGGGAAAGUGGACAGCCCUGCAGAAUCCUGUUUAAGCAUCCUAGAGUUAGAUGAGAUGGUUGGAGACGCUGAAACAUACAGAUCUUUUGGAGUCAAGCAGGGAAAUAAGAGCAAAAUGUUUGCGGCUGUUGAAAAUGAUUUAUCUGGAGGAGGAGAAUUUGGAUUUUCAGUUUUGACUUCCACACCAUCCAUCUCUUCAAUGACCAAAGGAUUGUUCCAGGAAAGUAAUUCUGACAUAAAUAUCAACUCUUCUUAUGAGAUGUGGCCGCCGUCACAAGAGACUGAAAAAUUUAUGUCAUCAUUGCCAAGAUCAGAAAGCUUUUCUCCACUUCAAAUGAGGCUUCAGAGAUCACAGCACCUUUCGACUACCUCAGAACCAUUUCUGUCAAAUUCACGAAGAGGAGGCCAGAAAGCGGAACUGAGUGACUCUCCAAAACCAAGCCCACAGACAAGGUUUUCUACAGCACAACUGGACAAACCCUUAGAGAUUCUGCCAACAUUCCCAAAAACCAAAUUGAAUCAAACUUUUCCAGACUCUGAGGACCAUACUUCUUUUGUCAGCCCCUCUUCUGCUAGAGUACCGUCUGCUAGGUCUUCUCAAUGUCAUUCUACUGCAUUUCUUCUCAUCCCUAAACGGAGUCCAAAACCUCCAGGCUCUCUUUCCCCAAGGUCUAGACCUGUAUCCUCUCCGGUCAACCCAAUCCAAUCUAGAUCUGCUCAUUCAACACCAGAUUCUGAAACGAAAUUAGCUCAACUGUCUCCAGAAAGUGCCAUCAUUUCCCCAAGUACUGCAGUUCCUUCAUUAAGGCAGUUACCUAGACAAUCAUCACAGUUUGGUUCAGUCUCAGAUAGAGGUACACCUACUAUGCCUGUCCAUGAGUCCGUCAGGUCCUCUACACCAAGGGUUGAAUCCUCUCAUACUGAUAGGCACCAUUCACCUCCACCCUCCAAAUGGUUAAAGGGCUCACGAAGGUCACCCAAAACUACUGUGCUCUCCCUACAGCUGAGCAUGUCAGAUUCAGAAGAGGAAAUGACAGGUGAAGAUGCUUUCCUGGUGCCCAGUGAGGAAGACUCAUCUGAUGAAGAACUGAAACGAAUCACAGAUUCAGAAGAACAAAAGAAUGACGUUUCCUCUCCGUGUCCCACCACAAACCCUCCAACAGAUCCUCAUUUCGCUUUCCCGAGCCUCUCAAAGUCAGAACACAACAACACAGAACUGAUCAUGGUUACAGGAUCUUCACAGGCCCUCCAUUCUGUAUCCCAGCGACAGCACAUCCAGUCGGGGCAGUACCAAGACCUAGAAGGGUUCCUCACGCUGGGGCUGGACCCUGGAGUCCUGCAACACAGUCCAGCUCCAGCUCAAGCCCCUAGAGAAGAGCUGAACCACAUGGAGAGUUCUCUCGUUGCAGGGCAGGAGUCUUGGAGAUCUAGCAGCAGUUUUCAGCAUCAAGCUGAGGAAGGGAUAGUCACUGAGCUGGUGAACGGUAGACCCAUCAGUAGCACCCCUCAUCCAUUCACACCAUGCUAUGGCAGAAUGUCAUCACAGAGGCUGUGCUUCUCAGGCACCAUAAGCAGAUGUUCUCCCAUCUCUUUUCGACCCCCAAGCACCGAGUCUCGUCGGCCUGACUCGUCAAACUUCCCACUAUCUCGUGCCGCCCAGGAGAUCAGGGAGGUCCAGACUGUGGAGAAGCUCAAUCUCCAGGACUCUGAUGAGGAAGAAGAGGAUUGUAUGGCUCUGGCCUGCCUUGAAGAAGAGUUCAGAAAUAUAAGCACUACACCAUUAGAUCAGGGUGAGGAGGUUUAGUGGCUUAGACUUCAUUUUUAAAAAUUAAAUUAGGUAUUAAUAAAUUUUUUUAAAUAAAAUCAGUUAUUAAUAAUUAUUUUUUUUUAAAAAUCAGAGCUAUAUAAAUAAAUGACUAGAAGAUAUGAAAGUUAGAUCUGUAGCUGUAUAGUUAGUUAGGCUUUUAUAGAUAUUAAUAGCCACUAUUUGGUGCAGGGCUUUCAAUGCUGCAUUGUGCAAAAAUAAAAAUAUGUUUAAACAUGUCUGAAAUAUGUCAUAUGUCUGAAACCUUCUGCUGUUUUUUACUGAGUAAGAGCCAAAUUUAUUUUCUAAUAUCUACUCCCAUAUUAAAUAUCGGUGACACUUUAGUUUAGCGUCCAGUUAUCACUAUUAUAUAACUAGUGCUUAUUGGCUGUUUAUUAGUACUUAUAAAGCACUUAUUAAUGCCUUAUAUCUGCAUGACCCUUGGAUCCUACCCAAUACCUAAACUUAACAACUACCUUACUAACUAUUAAUAAGCAGUAAUUAGGAGUUUAUUGAGGCAAAAGUCAUAGUUAAUAGUUAGUUAAUAGUGAAAAUUGGACCCUAAUCUAAAGUGUGACCCAAAUAUCCAUUUCAUAUGAACUGCAGUGAAAUUGUACUACAAUAUGGUAACACUUUAUAAUAACACCUAUAUAAUUUUGAAACAUUAUAUACUGUAAAUACAUAAUUAAAUACAUUUUAUAUAUACUACUAGAUUUUUUAAAUGUUUUUGAAAGAAGUGUCUUUUGCUCACCAAUUACAGUUACAGUAAUUUUAAUAUAUCUAUUUUAAUAUAUUUUAAAGUGUAAUUUAUUCCUGUGAUGCAAAGCUGAAUUUUUAGCAUCAUUACUCCAGUCUUCAGUGUCACAUGAUCCUUCAGAAAUCAUUCUAAUAUGCUGAUUUGCUCAAGAAACAUUUCUUAUUAUUAUCAAUGUUGAAAACAGUUGUGCUGCUUAAA